UGACGUAGCAGACUCCUCCUGUCGGGGAAUCCCCAAAACUCCACGCGUGAAUUUUUUUGCUUUGGUUUUGGAAGAAACGCUUUUUGUUGUUGUUUUGGAGGUUGGGGUGAUUCUCUCGAAACAUCACCCAAACAUCAUCGCAGCAAGAGUACCCGAUAACCGUUUUGGGAGAAGAGGUCAGCAAAGUGAAUUGUCGCAAGUUUUGCGAAUCUGAAACAGGACAUGGCAGAAAAUCCGGAGAGUCAAGAGUUUGCUGACCUCUGGGAGCGCAACCUCAUUUCAGCUCCAGAAGGUGGCUCUUGUUGGGACAUCAGUGAUGAGUACCUUCCGAAUUCGUUCGACCCAAGUUUUUUUAACUUGCUGACUGAACAGCCUCAGCCGUCCACCUCCCCGCCGACCUCCACUGUCCCAAUUGCCACCGAUUAUCCUGGUGAACAUGGGUUUAAACUGCAAUUCCCGCAAUCAGGCACUGCCAAAUCUGUAACCUGCACGUACUCCCCAGACCUGAACAAGCUCUUUUGCCAGUUGGCGAAAACGUGUCCAGUUCAAAUGGUGGUGGACAUUGCCCCUCCCCAAGGCUCGUUGCUCAGAGCAACUGCCAUUUAUAAAAAGUCUGAGCAUGUGGCUGAGGUGGUCCGACGUUGCCCCCACCAUGAGAGAACACCUGAUACUGAUGGAUUGGCUCCUGCUGCUCAUCUGAUCAGAGUGGAAGGAAACUUACGUGCUACUUACAAGGAAGAUGACAGCACCUCCAGGCACAGUGUAGUGGUGCCCUAUGAAGCUCCUCAGCUGGGAGCGGGAUUCACCACAGUAUUAUAUAAUUACAUGUGCAAUAGUAGCUGCAUGGGUGGCAUGAACCGCCGGCCCAUCCUCACAAUCAUCACUCUGGAGACUCAGGAUGGUCAGAUGCUGGGCCGCAGGUCUUUUGAGGUGCGUGUCUGUGCGUGCCCAGGCAGAGACAGGAAAACUGAAGAGAGCAACUUCAGGAAAGACCAGGAGACCAAAACCCCAAGCAAGAACCCCUCUACCACCAAACGAAGCAUCGUUAAAGAAUCAUCUUCAUCUGCGUCUCGACCGGAGGGCAGUAAGAAGGCCAAGAUGAGUGUCAGCAGUGACGAGGAGAUCUUUUCCCUGCAGGUGCGGGGUAGGGAAAGAUUCGAGAUGCUUAAGAAGAUUAAUGACAGUUUGGAAUUAAGUGAUGUUGUGCCUCCAUCUGAUGUGGACAAAUACCGGCAGAAAUUGGUGUCAAAAAACAAAAAAGAAAGAGAUGGCCAAACACCUGAACCCAAAAGAGGGAAAAAACUGAUGGUAAAGGAUGAAAAGAGUGAUUCUGAUUAAGAUGACGGGAUGCUGAAAGAAAAAGCAAAGGAGAAUUUUGAUAUAUAUAUUUUUUUUACUGCCUUUAUUUGACCAAAACAGCUUGUCAUAUAGGGAGCAUUUGGUGAAUUGCAGACCCAUGUGAUCCCUCAGUCUUGUGUUAUAUUUCAUCUUUUUCACUCCACUGGGACCUGUGCAAGUCAGCUGAUCCAGAAAAGUUCUGUGUGAGUAAGACUAGUAACAGCUGGGCGCUGUAGGUGGUGUAGUGCUCUUUCACCACUGGAGGAGCAAUACUGGCCUAUCAUUUUGAAUGAAUGUCCAGCAAUGAGGCAUAACUGUGUGUGGGAUUUUUUUUGUCCUGUUGUAGGUCAGUGCAGGUCACUUGCCUCCUAACACUUAGUUUCCUCACUCUGGUAAGGUUGUAAAGAAGUUUGUCACUGAAUUACUAGAUGGCCACUUUUUUGAAAAUGUAGUAAUGCCAGUAUUUUGUAACCUGUUCUGUAACCAGCAUUUCCUGAGUAUGAAUACUUAGAUGAAACAAGCAGCACUGUUUAUAGCCAAUAACUGUAAUAAAAACAACAAAAAAGCAA
This is a messenger RNA of Megalobrama amblycephala (Wuchang bream), 1907 nucleotides long. It is a transcript of the gene tp53, whose product is annotated as tumor protein p53. Gene Ontology annotation, cellular component: nucleus. The record is from RefSeq and is a predicted model, not a curated record. The transcript has 11 exons. NCBI's taxonomy places the organism in Eukaryota, Metazoa, Chordata, Actinopteri, Cypriniformes, Xenocyprididae. Gene Ontology annotation, biological process: protein tetramerization; regulation of transcription by RNA polymerase II; apoptotic process. The coding region runs from base 223 to 1338 and encodes 371 amino acids. Gene Ontology annotation, molecular function: DNA-binding transcription factor activity, RNA polymerase II-specific; RNA polymerase II cis-regulatory region sequence-specific DNA binding.